Molecule: messenger RNA, 414 nt
Organism: Ascoidea rubescens DSM 1968
Lineage: Eukaryota; Fungi; Ascomycota; Saccharomycetes; Ascoideales; Ascoideaceae
Gene: HTZ1
Product: histone H2AZ
Exons: 1
Coding region: 1-414 (137 amino acids)
Cellular component (GO): nucleosome
Molecular function (GO): protein heterodimerization activity; DNA binding; structural constituent of chromatin
Source: RefSeq, a predicted model, not a curated record
AUGUCAGGAAAGAGCCAUGGCGGCAAAGGCAAAGCUGGUGGUGGUGGAACUGAAAACGGUUUAAAAUUCCAAUCAUCAAGUGCAAAAGCUGGACUACAGUUUCCUGUUGGUAGAAUCAAACGAUUUUUAAAAAAGAAAGCACAAAAUAAAACAAGAGUUGGAGCCAAAGCUGCAAUAUAUUUAACUGCUGUACUAGAAUAUUUGGCCGCAGAAGUCCUUGAAUUGGCUGGAAACGCAGCAAAGGAUUUGAAAGUCAAAAGAAUUACUCCAAGACACUUACAACUAGCUAUAAGGGGUGAUGAAGAAUUGGAUAAUUUGAUCAAAGCAACUAUAGCAUAUGGUGGGGUUUUGCCUCAUAUCAAUCCUGCCUUACUAUUAAAAGUUGAAAAGAAAAAACAAUCAAAUUUAAAAUAA